AUGGCAGGAACAGAUCCGAGGCGGUCCUCGAGAGCGCGAGUCACGCAGUCCCAGUCCCAGAUAUCGUCUACUGCUUCGAGCGUGUCGGGCCGCGCCGAGCGCAGUUCUAGACAUUUCAACAAGGGCGGGUCACCGCAAAAGUCGACAUCGACAGGGUCGCUGUCAUCAGAGCCUCCUGAAGAUACAAUCACGGCCGAGGAGCCGCCCGGCACUCGGCGUCGCACUCGUGCACAGGGCGAAGAAAGGGACAAAGCAAUAGCGAAAGCUGAGGCAACCGACAUGGCCAAUGGAGACGGCGAUCUUCAGGAAGAGGACGAGGCCGUCCGUUGCGUCUGCGGCAACGACGAGUAUCAGGGCCCUCCGCCUUUGGACGAAGACUCCAAGCACGGCUUGAAACAUGGCAUUGACAUCGACCCCUUCUUUUCGGCCGACGUGACAGACGACACAGCCGGCUUGUUUGUUCAAUGCGACAUCUGCAAGGUCUGGCAACACGGCGGCUGUGUGGGCAUCAUGACCGAGGAGUCGAGUCCCGAUGAGUAUUUCUGCGAGCAAUGCCGACAGGAUUUACAUAAGCUUUGGACGGCAAGCAAUGGGAGUGUAUAUUCCCAUUAUCUCCCGCUGAGACGACCGCAAAGAACGACCUCGAGAGCAGCAUCACUCAACAAGGAUGUGGCGCGCUCGCCUGUCAAGGAAAAAGAGACGCGGAACGGGCGGACGUCGUCAGCAAGCCAGACAUCGAAGCGACGGUCGACGAUGAACAGCAGGGAUGCCGCCUACGACGAAGCGGAGGCGUUGAGAAGGGCAAUUGAAGCGAGCAAAGAGGAUGCGGUCCCUGAACAGGCGGAUGGCGCCAGUAGACGGCCAAAGCGCGGACGAAGCGACAGCCAGGAGAAGCCAGAUGGUGCCAAAAGGCAGAGAACGGACUCCCGGUCGGUCUCACCGUCACUAGAUAAGGACGCCGAUGACUCGGAUGACGCUUUGAUUAGCGGGCGCAAUGCGACAUCGAAAUCUAAGGCGCGGAGCGGCGCCGCGGCGCGGAACCAGCGAACGGAGAAGACGUCGGAGAAGGAAGAGCGAGAGCGGCAGCGUGCUGAGACUGCAAGCAAGAGGAAGGUCAGGGCCGAUCGUCGGCGGGUUGAUGAUUCAGAUCCUUCAGAAGAAUUACCGCUGGCAGCUCGGACAGCGGCGAACAAGGGAGUAGCGUCUUCCGGAGGCCAGAAUACUGCUGGUGGUGUCGCGGCAGAAGCCGCCCGACCAUCAGCGGCAAUGGAACCCCCACCUACGUCAAACCCGGCACCAGACACACCGCCCACGAUCAACGUACAGACGAAAAACGAUAAAAAACGGUCGCACAAAAAAAAGGGACGCAACCAGUACACUCGGGAUCGGGAUGCCCACGACGAAGACUCGCCGGCACGGUCGCAGUCACGCGACAUUCAGAAGGAUGACCACGGGCCCGCAGGUGGUGGCAAAGCGGGCGGAGAAGGCAGUGGUAAGGCAAACUCCAAGGCCCGCGGCGGAAUGAACAGCAAGAUCACGAUGAACGACAUGAAAAGGAGAGCAGCGGCGCUGCUGGAUUUCAUUUCGCGAACGCAAGUAGAGCUGGCUGGGGAGCGCCUUGUAGGGCCCACACCGGGGAUUGCCAGCAAUGCCACUAGCGGCUCUGCGGUGGUGCCGGAGAAGACGGGUGCCGAAACCAGCGGUUCACCGGCCGUAGGAUCUGGAGAAGGCGGUGAAGUUCGCCCUGAGAAGGACUUCAAGGAACUUGGGUGCAUGGAGAUGAUGGACAGCCUGACCCGACGGCUGGUCAAGUGGCAGCAGCAAUACGCUGCGUGA
Canariomyces notabilis is the source of this 1836-nucleotide messenger RNA. RefSeq lists its product as uncharacterized. The transcript has 4 exons. Bases 1 to 1836 code for a protein of 611 amino acids. Lineage: Eukaryota; Fungi; Ascomycota; Sordariomycetes; Sordariales; Chaetomiaceae. Gene Ontology annotation, biological process: negative regulation of silent mating-type cassette heterochromatin formation; negative regulation of rDNA heterochromatin formation. The record is from RefSeq and is a predicted model, not a curated record. Gene Ontology annotation, cellular component: Rpd3L complex; Rpd3L-Expanded complex.